This is a messenger RNA of Seriola dumerili (greater amberjack), 1489 nucleotides long. It is a transcript of the gene slc35a3b, whose product is annotated as UDP-N-acetylglucosamine transporter-like. The record is from RefSeq and is a predicted model, not a curated record. NCBI's taxonomy places the organism in Eukaryota, Metazoa, Chordata, Actinopteri, Carangiformes, Carangidae. Bases 133 to 1155 code for a protein of 340 amino acids. The transcript is spliced from 8 exons. Gene Ontology annotation, molecular function: UDP-galactose transmembrane transporter activity. Gene Ontology annotation, cellular component: Golgi membrane. Gene Ontology annotation, biological process: pyrimidine nucleotide-sugar transmembrane transport.
GAAGAGGCAAAAGGAGAUUUCUAUCCAGCGAAGGAGUGUCCGCAGACUGCCAUCCACGUCGUCAACUGAGACCCGGUCCUACAGGCUCCAUCGUCGUCUGCUGAAUUGGACACAGAGUCCUCCACAGUGGUCAUGUAUUCGUCACACACACACUUGAGGCUGAAGUAUUUGUCUCUGGGGGUGCUGGUGUUGCAGACCACCUCGCUGGUGCUCACCAUGCGAUACUCCCGCACCCUAAAGGAAGAUGGUCCCCGCUACCUGGCCUCCUCCGCUGUGGUGUCGGCUGAGGUGCUCAAGAUCCUUGUCUGCACCUUCCUCGUCUUCAGGGAGAACAAUUUCAGUGUGCAGGCAAUGAAGCAGCUGCUGAAGGAGGAGGUUGUCAGCAAGCCCAUGGAGACUCUGAAGUUGGCCAUUCCUGCAGGGAUCUACACACUGCAGAACAAUCUGCUCUAUGUUGCCUUAUCCAACCUGGACGCAGCCACCUACCAGGUCACAUACCAGUUGAAGAUCCUCACCACAGCGCUGUUCUCCGUCUCCAUGCUGGGGAGGAGGUUGGGCCUCUACCAGUGGCUCUCCCUGCUCCUCCUCAUGGCUGGAGUCACUCUAGUGCAGUGGCCCACAGAGUCUGGUGACUCUGAGCAGACGGUCCUGUCGACAGGCUCCCAGUUUGUGGGGCUGAUGGCCGUGCUGAUGGCCUGUGUGUCCAGCGGCUUUGCAGGAGUCUACUUUGAAAAAAUCCUCAAGGAGACUAAACAGAGUGUGUGGGUCCGUAACAUACAGCUGGGUUUGUUCGGCUUUGUGUUUGGCUUCUCAGGAAUGCUAGUGUAUGACGGCCAGAGGGUGAGAGAGUCGGGAAUGUUUCAGGGCUACAACACUAUUACCUGCACCGUUGUUGUCUUACAGGCUCUGGGCGGGCUGGUGGUCGCAGUGGUCAUUAAAUAUGCAGACAACAUCCUCAAAGGAUUCGCCACUUCUCUGUCCAUCAUCAUGUCCACUCUCAUUUCAUAUUUCCUGUUGAAGGACUUUAAUCCAACUCGGGUGUUUUUCGUAGGGGCAGUGCUGGUUAUUGCUGCCACAUUUCUGUACGGCUACGAGAGCAAACCUGCCAGUGGCAGCACCAACCAGACAAACACCUCAGUGAACUCUGCUACCUGAAGAGACGCCGCCCAGGACAGCAUAGAGCGGGACUCUGUGAACUGUGACGGCCAGUUUGGCACGUGGAAAUUGAAAAUGUGGGAAAUGUGGAGAUAAUCAAACCGUUUACUGCCAAUUGACUCGCGACUGUUAAAACUGGAUGCGCCCCAUCUCUCCUGUAGGAGAGAAUACUGCUUUGCGCAAAAGAUGGGGGUCAGUAACGUGAAAUACAUUUUUCUCUCAUGAAACACUUACAGGUGAACUGUGGCGCUUGACAUGUCAACACACAUUGUUGCAGUAAAACAAACAUACUCUGUGACAGAACUGUCUAAUAAAAAUGUACCUGCAGUUUAAA